Molecule: messenger RNA, 3470 nt
Organism: Eriocheir sinensis (Chinese mitten crab)
Lineage: Eukaryota; Metazoa; Arthropoda; Malacostraca; Decapoda; Varunidae
Product: S-methyl-5'-thioadenosine phosphorylase-like
Exons: 8
Coding region: 312-1142 (276 amino acids)
Biological process (GO): nucleoside metabolic process
Cellular component (GO): cytosol
Molecular function (GO): S-methyl-5-thioadenosine phosphorylase activity
Source: RefSeq, a predicted model, not a curated record
AGGAGCGUACAGGUCAAAAGAAGAUCAAGUCUCCUGUGGCAUCAAGAUCAAGUUCAAGAUACAGUACAAGGAGUGGAUUACAGUGAGGAAAGUUAAGUAAAGAAACAGAAGAGAGGACCAAGAGGAGGAGGAGGAGGAGGACCUAAGAAGCGAUACAAAGCCUUACAGGUAAAAAAAAAAUCAAGUCACCAGUCAUCUGUGGCAUCAAGAUCAAGUUCAGGAUUGGGAGCAGGUGGGAGAAUCAGCUGUUGCGGCGCAGUUGUGGUUGAAGGAGGACGCCGGGCACCACCACCACCACCACCACAUACACCAUGGCACCCGUUAAAAUUGGCAUUAUCGGCGGCUCUGGACUCAGCAACCCUCAGCUGUUUGAGAUGACGAGCGAGUCCUCAGAAGACACGCCAUUCGGGUCUCCAUCGGACAUGCUACGAGAAGGCUUCAUUGAGGGUGUGCCUUGUAUCCUCCUGGCCAGACAUGGCCGCAGGCACAGCAUCAUGCCCACCAACGUGAACUACCGAGCCAACCUCUGGGCGCUGAAGGCACGCGGCUGCACCCACGUCCUGGUGUCCACUGCCUGUGGCUCUCUACGGGAGCACAUCCACCCAGGAGACUUUGUCAUCGUGGAUCAGUUCAUUGACAGAACUACAAAGCGAGCACAAACAUUCCAUGAUGGUGAAGAGGGCCACCCUAAGGGCAUCCUGCACCUCCCCAUGGACACCCCAUUUUGCCCAGACACCCGUGCAGUACUCAAGAAGUGUUGUGAGGAACUAGACUACCCCUUCCACUCAACAGGCACAGUGAUAACGGUGGAGGGCCCGCGCUUCAGCUCCAAGGCAGAGAGUCACAUGUUCCGGCUGUGGGGCGCUGAUGUGAUCAACAUGACCACUGUCCCAGAGGUGGUGUUGGCCCGAGAGCUUGGCCUGUGCUACGCAGCGAUUGCCAUGGCCACCGACUAUGACUGCUGGAAAGAAGGACAUGAGGCCGUCACUGUGGAGGCUGUCAUGGCAACCUUCAGAUCAAAUGCUGAAAAGGCGAUCAAUAUCCUGAAGAUGGCAGUGACCAAGAUCGCAGCAGAAGACUGGAGUGAAAGGCUUGCGGCUCGACAGAGUGAAGUGACCAGCAAUACAAUGUUGCCUGCAUAAAGAGUGACAGACAGCAUUAUGAUUGCCCAUGAAGCAUAACACACUGAGAUUUGCUUCCCCAAGAGGCAGAAACAUUGAGAUUAACUGAGUAAAUUGCUUUCUUCAUUUGAUCUUGGACUUAGCGUUUGUUCCUGUAAUCAACCUGCAGUGUAGAGAGUAAAUAAGUUUAACACACUUGUCAGUUAUACAGGCCAGGUAUUGUGAACCUGACCUGAGAGACCUGAAGUGAAGCUGCUCAGAAGUGAAGGUCCCAAAUCAAAUCAACCAUUGUCAUGAUGUCAAAAGUGAUGUAGAGGGUAAAGUGAAAACAUCACAUGAAACAACACACAGCAGCUGAGUAAUACAUUCCGCACUUAUUAUCCAGUCACCUCCUACUUGCUGUUAAGGGAUCCAGAUAGGUGUGUGUAUAUUAGCCUUGUUCUUUCAGUGGCAGCUCUCCAUUCCAAUCAGUCUUUAGCAGCCACUAUGGAGUGUGCAUGGAUAUUUCCAGAUGGCAUUUGUGUUUGGACAUCAGGCGGUCAGUUGGUUGUACAGUGUGGGCGGACAUCUUCAUAUUUUUACAUGAAAAUCAAAGCAAGAAAGUGACAUGGAACUUUCACCAUAGUACAUGUUUAGUGCUCAUCAGUGGAUGACAGAUAAUCAAUGAAAUAACGGAGAAACAGGUGUAACAUUUGCACUAUUGGUGGAUGGUAGCCUGCAUCCUUGUCAAACUUUUACGGCUUUUUACAUUAUUUUAGAUUACCUUCAAGGAUUUAGGAGUCUGUGAGCUGUUCUGUGAGUGUGCACACAAUGAAAAGUGCAUAUAGUUCUGUAAACAGUGAAGAUGUUAUAACGUUGUGUUGCACCAGGAUAUUCAAAUUGGCAAGGACGAGACAGUAUUUCGUUUUAUAGAUUUCCAUCUGAAACUUGCGACAAACUGUAAAAGCAAGGAUCAGAAGAUGAUACAGAAGAGCAAGAUAGAUUGUCGCAACCCCCCUCUUCCAGUCAGGAGGAAUGGUAACAGACUGCCAUCAGCAGUCACGACCGCAUGCAACCCGCAGAUCGUGACCUCCCCUCCAGCUUUAAACAGCUCUGCACAGAUGUUAUAGAUACCAGGUGCCUUUCCUACCCUUAACUUUGCCACAGUCUCUGUGAUCUCGUUGGGAGGAUCAGCAUCCACCACCUACAUCACAGCCACUGGAAGCUGCUCACUUGAAGGGUCCACCACAUGCAAAUGCUCAAAGUAGGCAGCCAAACGAGCCCCCUGCCCAUCCAUGUCCAACACAAGGCAGCCAUCUGCUACUUGGAUAGAGCUUGCUUCUCCUUGCUCCUUGUUUCUCAGGAGAGAUCUAAUCCUGUGUGCCAGCCCCUCUAUUGGUCCCGAUUGAUUGACAAAGCAACUCUCCUUGAUAUAUAUAUAUAUAUAUAUAUAUAUAUAUAUAUAUAUAUAUAUAUAUAUAUAUAUAUAUAUAUAUAUAUAUAUAUCUAUAUAUAUAUAUAUAUAUAUAUAUAUAUAUAUAUAUAUAUAUAUAUCACAUAGGACUAGAGCCCUCCUGGGGAGAUGAAGAGAGGCAUGUGAGGAGUUUCGCUCAAGACAUUGAGGGCCAUUGAAGUGCAAAUGACUUCCAUGCAGUAAUGGCAUUUCCUUAGGUGUGAUAUUAAGCUUAUAAACUAUGUCCCCUGUGCAAUUGAGGUUUAUCCCCUUAGCCUACCUUGAGGACCAAACCCAGGGUCUUUUAGCUAUAAGUCAAACAUGCUAAUCACUGCACUACAGAGCAUCUGUAUUAUUCGAGGUCUGGCUAUAGUCAACCAUUUCAAAGAGUCAGUCGAGGCGUUGGCUUCUGCGGGUCCUUUCCUCCCCUCUGCUCUGCCACACAGUUUCAACACCUAUUUUUUUCCCCACGUGUUAGCGAUAGGUGUUGGGACUGUGUGGCAGAGCAGAGGGGAGGAAAGGACCCGUGGAAUCCAACGCCUCAACAGACUCUUUGAAAUGGUUUGGCUCUAGUGCAUGAAGUGUAUCUUUGAGGUCUUCCAUUUCUUUGCUUUGCCUUUUAUGAAAGAUUUAAAACAUGUACAGAUGCAGACAUAUGACUUGAGCGCUCCACGGUGAUGGUGUUGGAUGUGGUACGUUAAGCUAUGAAAGUCACAAAGAUUCAAUCUCCUCCCAGGGAAAACAUUCCCAUUUUCACCCUGGCAGCUGACCCUCGUCUCAGUCAAGAUCUUAGUCACAACAGCUUCCAGAGCAUCCCCAUCACAAUGGCCUCAAGCCAUCUGUCUGCAACCAUAUUCAGUCUUCAUCAAAUGACCAAUGGUGUAUAAUGUAUAUUAAAAUAAAAUUUUAAAAAUUAA